Molecule: messenger RNA, 1876 nt
Organism: Leptopilina boulardi
Lineage: Eukaryota; Metazoa; Arthropoda; Insecta; Hymenoptera; Figitidae
Product: serine/threonine-protein kinase fray2
Exons: 5
Coding region: 200-1375 (391 amino acids)
Source: RefSeq, a predicted model, not a curated record
UACUGCGCAUGUCCUCUCAUCAUCCUAGUACUUCCUGUUUUUUUUUUUGCUGUUAUAACAUACGCCAUUAUGGAUUCUUUAUUAAAUUAUGCUAGUGACGGUGAAAAAAGUAAUAAUUCUAUCGAUGGAAAGACAAUCUAAUUUUGGUAAAGGAGAUCAAGUUACAGGCUGAUUGGAUAGUAUUUAUUCUGUUUUCAAGAUGUUUGCUGAAGAAAGUGGCAGUCUAACGAACAGAAGGGCUAGUGAUGCAAAUUACGAUCCAGUACAAAUGGACAUGAGUGAGGAAAGCAACAAUAAUAAUUCAUCGGACGAAUCAAAUAGCGAGCGUGGAAACCAUUCUCCACCAAAUAGACGAGAUGCAAAUGUACCAAAAAGAGAUACUCCUACAAGAUCUCCACCAUUGAGGCAACCAGAACAUGAGAAGCACACUUUAAAUACUCAAGAAGAAUCAAAACGAAGUGAUCGUUAUGGAAAAGGUAAACAUUCUACUGAGAAAAGUCGUAAAUCCUCUCACGAUGAUCGAAGAGGGAGCGAUUAUAAAGAUAGUAAAGAUUAUAAAAAAUCAUCACGUGACGAUGAUCGAAGGUCACGCGACGAUGAAAGAAGAAGGGACAGGGUAUCAUCAAGUCGAGAUGAACGUGAUAAAAGUCAUCAUCGAGAUGAUCGAAGGGAUAGAGACAGAGAUCGAGACCGGGAUCGUGAUCGUGGUAGAGAGAAACGAAGAGAAAGAGAUCGUGAUCGUGAUCAUCAUCGUCGUCGUUCAAGAGAUGAUCGUUCAAAGGAUCGGCAUCGCGAUGAAAAAUCGAGUCAUCACAAUAAGGACAGAGAUCGAACAAAAUCGAGAUCGAGAUCAAGAGACAAAAAUCAAUCGAGUUAUAGAUCGUUGAGCUAUAGAGAGGAAAAAAAUAGAAGCAAACUCGCUCAAUUGGAGAAAUUAGGAAUUGAAUUAAAAACUCCCGAGGAUGAAAGUGGUGUCAAUAAUCCACAAGAACAACAUUUUUAUAAUCCUCUUACAACAGCAACUCAAGGAAAAUAUGCCGAGCAAAUACAAAAGAGAAAAUUACUUUGGGCUAAUAAGAAACCAGAUGAAAGUAAAACUUCUACAACAACGACAGCAACAUCAAACACGUGGGUGGGCACGACAUUUACGCACGAUCAAGAUGGAAAGGUAACGGCUAAAUUUAAACGACUAAUGGGUAUCAAAGGUGAUAUGCCAGCGGCAAACACAGAAGGUUCAAAACCUGAUAUUCUAAAAAAACAAGAAGAAAUGUUUACAAAUAUGGAGCAACAAUAUGAAGUAGCAAGAGCAACAACUCAUACGCAACGUGGCGUAGGACUUGGUUAUGCAACUGGAGGAUAUCAAUUUCCACGAUAAAAUUCUUAUUCUUCGGUUAGGAAAGCAUUUCACUAGAAAUUAUUGGCCAAGUGUAAAAAAAAAAAAAUUUGAAUGAUGUGUGUGAAUCUAUUAAAUUGAAUGAUUGUUAGAAGUUAAUAUUAUUGAUAGUAAUUCAUUCAGAGAACAAUAAUCGACGUUCAUUAAUUAAAUUGUUCAUUUUAUUUAUUUUUUUUUUAUUUGCAAUCAUUUUUCACCUAAACUGGUAAAUCUUGUACAGUUAAUGAAAAGUAAUUGAUUAAAAUUAAACGUAUAUGCAAAUGUUAUUUCAUCGCGCGAUAUUACCAGGGAAAAAUGAAAAGUAUUUCUUUAAAAAAAAAAAAAGAAAAAAAGUAUUUAAAUGUAUAUGAUCCUCAGAUUUCACGAUUAUUGUACACAUAAGUAUAUGAUUUUGAUUCAUAAAAAGCAAAACUGAAGGAGACAGACAAUAGGCAUUACAUUGUAAUUUAACAAAGGCUUUCAAUAAAAAUUUUCGAAAAUAUA